Messenger RNA from Thecamonas trahens ATCC 50062, 1181 nucleotides. RefSeq names its product phosphate transporter. Gene Ontology annotation, molecular function: phosphate transmembrane transporter activity. Bases 6 to 1181 code for a protein of 391 amino acids. The record is from RefSeq and is a predicted model, not a curated record. The transcript has a single exon. Gene Ontology annotation, cellular component: membrane. Gene Ontology annotation, biological process: phosphate ion transmembrane transport. NCBI's taxonomy places the organism in Eukaryota, Apusomonadida, Apusomonadidae.
UGGCUAUGGGAGCUGUGGCAGAGUUCCUUGGUGUCGUUCUUAUGGGUGGUGGUGUUGCUCGUGCUGUUAAGGAAGGCUUCGUUGUCUUGGAUCUUUAUGCCGAUACUCCUAUCUUUCUCUCCCUUGGCAUGUUUGCUACACUCGCUGCUGCUGCUCUCUGGCUCCUCGUCUCUACCUACGCUCAACUGCCGGUCUCUACCACACACUCGGUUGUUGGUGGUCUUGUUGGUUUCGCUUUGCUCACAAAGGGCUCCAUCGCUCUCAAGGCUGGCUUCUUUUCAAACGUCGCCCUCUCUUGGGUCCUCUCGCCGGCUCUAGGCGCCGCUGCCUCCUUUGCCAUCUUGAAGAUCAUCAACAGCCUCAUCUUUGACGCUGGUGAUCGUGGUGCUACUCUUCGUGCCCGCCGCUAUCUUCCGCCUAUCAACGCUGCUACUGCGUGGAUCAUGGCUUUGUUUAUUGCCUACAAGGGCUUGCCAAACCUCGGCUACUACCUGUCGUCCGCUCAGGCGCUCGGCGCAUCGGCACUGAUCGCUGCUGCCGUCUGGGCCCUCUCGCUCAUCGGUGUGCUUCCGGCUGGGAGAGGCAACGGCUUGGGCAAGACGGUCUCGGCCUCGCUGCCCAUCACGCUGGACGGAUCGGCGCAUGGUGCGGCCGAGAACGCUUUUGUGCCGCUGCUUGUUGUCACCGCCCUGCUUGUCGCAUUCGCGCACGGCUCCAAUGACGUCUCCAACGGCGUCGGCUGUCUCCUUGUCAUGCGCGAGGUUGCCGAGCACGGCCGUCUUCUCACUGCCGCCGACGUCUCACCUCCCAUUCCGUCGUGGAUCAUGGUCAUGGGCGGGCUCUCGAUCUCGGCUGGCCUGCUUGCGCUCGGAGCGCGGGUCAUGGCCACCAUGGGCUCGCGGAUCACCAAGCUCACGCCGUCGCGCGGCUUUGCAGCGCAGUUGGCCACCUCGACAACCGUUCUUCUUGCCACCGCCCUCAACAUGCCGGUCUCGUCGACCCACACCAUGGUGGGCGCGGUGACCGGCCUCGCCCUCGCCUCGCGUGGCUCGGCGGCUGACAUCAACUACGGCACCAUCAAGAAGAUCGUUGUCUCGUGGGUCAUCACACUUCCUAUCGGCGCCGUCACAACUUUGGUCAUCUUUUAUCUGCUCAAGGCUCUCUUUUACACCUCGGGCUGA